Molecule: messenger RNA, 4475 nt
Organism: Hypanus sabinus (Atlantic stingray)
Lineage: Eukaryota; Metazoa; Chordata; Chondrichthyes; Myliobatiformes; Dasyatidae
Gene: dcc
Product: DCC netrin 1 receptor
Exons: 29
Coding region: 1-4296 (1431 amino acids)
Biological process (GO): cell-cell adhesion
Cellular component (GO): membrane
Molecular function (GO): protein binding
Source: RefSeq, a predicted model, not a curated record
AUGGCUGAUGGUCUUAUGGUCAUACCAGGUCACGAUGCAUCCAAGAGGAUGUGUUCUAUGGUGGAUGGAUUUAAAUUGGUAGGGGUUGACAGGGGCUCACAGAUCAAAAGGUUCAUUUCACUGAGAUUUGUUUCUGAGCCUUCGGACACGGUCACUGUGCGAGGCGGAUCAUUUCUCCUGAACUGCUCGGCAGCGGCGGAUCAGGGCCCAGUGAACAUUAGCUGGAGAAAAGAUGGCGCCUUCCUAAACCUGGUAAUGGACGAGAGGCGACAGCUGAUGCCAGACGGAUCCCUAAUGGUGCAGAACGUGGUCCACACAAGGCACCAUCGGCCUGAUGAAGGCCUGUACCAGUGUGAGGCUUCAGUGCUGGGGGCAGGAUCAAUAGUGAGCAGAAUGGCUCGCUUAACUGUGGCAAGCCCACUGAGAUUUAUCUCACAGUCAGAGUCAGUCGCUGCUUAUGCAGGAGACGUCGCCGUGCUGAAAUGUGAAGUGACUGGUGAGCCAAUGCCAUCGGUUCAUUGGCAGAGAAACCGCAUCGACCUGCAGCUGAACACAGACGACGUCCGCAUGGCCGUUCUCCCAUCUGGAUCCCUGGUGAUUAACAAGCUGCAGGCAAGUGACAGCGGGUCCUACCGCUGCCUUGCAGAAAACCCUGGAAGCUCGAGGACGGGAAACGAUGUUGACCUUCAGGUUCUGUCGGAGCCUGGCAUUCACAGACAGUUUACAUACGUUCAGCGGCCUCAGAACAUAGCUGUCCUCGAAGGAAGAGAUGGGGUAAUGGAGUGUUGUGUUACUGGAUUCCCAGCACCUACAGUCACUUGGAAAAAAGGGGAUGAAAUUGUUCUGAUCAGGUCCAGGAAGUAUUCGCUAUUGGCAGGAAGUAAUCUUCUCAUCAGAAGUGUAACUGAACAAGAUUCGGGGUUUUAUACCUGUGUCGCCAACUACGAGAAUAAGACAUUUGCUGCCUCAGCAGAGUUUAUUGUAAUGAUUCCACCUAGCUUUCUCAAGCGCCCUUCCAACCUGUAUGCUUACGAGAGUAUGGAUAUCGAGUUUGAAUGUGCGGUCACUGGGAAGCCAGUGCCCACUGUGAGAUGGAUAAAGAACGGAGAAGUGGUCAUUCCCAGUGACUAUUUCCAGAUCGUGGGUGGCAGCAACCUGCGAAUCCUGGGUCUGGUGAAGUCAGACGAGGGCUUUUAUCAGUGUGUGGCAGAGAAUGAUGCAGGAAACGUGCAGGCAAGCGGACAGCUAAUCAUUCCAGAACCAGCCUUACCGAGCUUCAGUGUCCUUCCCUCUGCCCCUCGUGACGUGGUGCCCGUCCUGGUCUCCAGCCGCUUUGUCCGACUCAGCUGGCGUCCACCUGUCGAGACGCAAGGAAGUAUCCAGGCCUACACCGUUUACUUUGCCAGGGAAGGUGUUAACAGGGAGCGUGCUUUAAAUACUUCACAGUAUGGAGACUUGCAGCUUACUGUUGGGAAUUUGAAGCCAGAAGAAACGUAUGCAUUUCGGAUCGUAGCCUACAAUGAUUUUGGACCUGGGCAGAGUUCACAAUCAAUUAAAGUUGCUACUCAGCCUGAACUGCAAGUUCCAGGACCAGCAGAUAAUUUUAAAGUUCUCCCCAUUUCACCAAGCUCCAUUUUAGCAUCCUGGGAGCCACCCGCCUAUGCUAACAAUCCAAUCCAAGGCUACAGGCUGUUCUGGACAGAGGACAAUGGCAAAAAAGAACAGAGCAUCGAUGUGGAUAAUUUGUAUUAUAAGCUGGAAGGAUUGAAGAAGUUCACAAAGUACAGUUUACGGGUUUUGGCUUUCAACCGACAUGGGCCAGGCGUCUCUUCCCAGGACGUGGUGGUGAGCACAUUCUCUGAUGUGCCCAGUGCAGCGCCUCAAAAUAUUUCACUGGAAGUGGCAAAUUCACGAAGUAUAAAGGUCAGCUGGCUGCCACCACCAUCCAAUAUGCAGAAUGGCUUUAUUACUGGAUAUAAAAUCCGUCACAAAAAGAUUGGCCGCAGAGGUGACAUGGAGACCCUGGAGCCUAAUAACCUAUGGUACCUCUUUACAGGUCUGGACAAAGGUGCACAGUACAGCUUUCAGGUUGCAGCCAUGACCACGAAUGGAACUGGACCGUCCUCGGACUGGAUCACAAUACAAACACCAGAGAAUGAUCUGGACGAAUCCCAGGUUCCUGACCAGCCAAGUUCUCUUCAUGUCAGACCUCUGACAACGAGCAUUGUAAUGAGCUGGACACCACCAUUAAACCCUAACAUAGCAGUCCGAGGUUACAUCAUCGGUUAUGGAGUGGGCAGUCCCUACGCUGAGACAGUACAAGUCGACAGCAAACAGCGGUACUUUUCUAUUGAAAACCUAGAGCCGAGUUCCCACUACGUCAUUUCUUUGAAGGCCUUUAACAAUGUGGGACAGGGAGUCCCUCUGUAUGAAAGUGCCACUACCCGGGCAUUGUCAGUCCCAGACACCUCCACCCCCAUGCUACCACCUGUAGGUGUCCAAGCGGUCGCAGUCAGUCAUGACUCCGUCAGAGUCAGCUGGGCGGACAACGCCGUGCCCAAGAACCAGAAGGUAACAUCAGACAUCCGCUUUUAUACCAUUCGAUGGAGAACGAGCUACUCAGCCAAUGCCAAGUACAAAUCCGCUGAGGCAACAACAUUGAGUCACACAGUGACGAAUCUCAAACCCAAUACCAUGUAUGAAUUUUCGAUCAUGGUGACCAAAGGUCGGAGGUCGAGCACAUGGAGCAUGACAGCACAUGCUACAACAUAUGAGGCUGCUCCUACCUCAGCCCCGAAGGACCUGACAGUUAUUAACAGGGAAGGAAAGCCUCGAGCCGUCAUCGUAAGCUGGCAGCCACCAUUGGAGGCCAACGGAAAAAUUACAGGAUAUACGUUGUUUUACACGAUUGAGAAGAAUGCGCCGAUUGAUGAAUGGUUAAUUGAAUUGGUCAGUGGUGACAGACUGACCCACCAGAUCAUGGACCUCAACCUGGACACUGUCUACUAUUUUCGGAUCCAGGGACGAAAUGCCAAAGGCCUGGGACCGCUGUCUGAUCCUAUUCUGUUCAAAACACCCAAAGUUGAACACCCUGACAAAAUGGCCAAUGACCAAGGAAGGAGUAUACAUGGAGAUGGAUCCUUCUGGCCGGCGGACACCAACCUAAUCGACAGAAGCAGCUUAAAUGAGCCUCCAAUUGGUCAAAUGCAUCCACCUCAUGGCAGCGCGACCCCUCAAAAGAACGGUAAUCUGCUGGUGAUCAUCGUGGUCUCCAUUGGAGCAAUAAUGGUCGUGGUGGUCAUCGUCGUUGCUGUGAUUUGUACCCGUCGAUCCUCAGCACAGCAGAGAAAAAAACGGGCUGCACACAGUGGUGGCAAGCGAAAGGGGAGCCAAAAAGACUUGAGACCACCUGACCUCUGGAUACAUCAUGAAGAAAUGGAGAUGAAGAAUAUUGAAAAGCCUUCAGGGCCUGAACCGUCCGUAAGAGAUUCACCCAUGCAACAAAGCUGCCAGGAUAUAACCCCUGUCAGCCAUAGCCACUCGGAGAACCAGCUCACCAGCAAAAGCGGUUCCCAUUCAGGUCAUGAUCCUGACGAGGCUGGAAGCAGCAUGUCAACUCUGGAACGUUCUCUAGCAGCUCGAAGAGGAACCCGACCUAAACUGAUGAUCCCCAUGGAUUCACAGCCCAGCAAUCCAUCUGUUGUUAGUGCGAUUCCUGUUCCAACGUUGGAAAGUGCCCAGUAUCCCGGCAUCCUGCCAUCUCCAACAUGUGGAUAUCCACAUCCACAGUUUCCACUGCGUACCAUGCCAUUCCCAACACUAGCAGUUGAUCGUGGAUACGGACCAACCAUGAGUGAAGUUCAAACAACGCACCUCCAACAGCCUGCCGUGUUAACUCAGACACAACCCGAGCAUCCUUCAGGGGAGGAGGCCCCAAGCAGAACAAUUCCUACAGCGUGUGUCCGCCCCACUCAUCCUCUGCGCAGCUUCGCAAACCCCCUGCUACCCCCGCCCAUGACCGCAAUGGAGCCCAAAGUCCCCUACACACCCCUUCUCUCUCAACCAGGUUCCAAUCUCUCGCUGAGUCACGGUAAGACAGCCUCACUGGGAUUGGCCGGGAAGGCAAGAUCACCGCUGCUUCCUGUUUCUGUCCCCACAGCCCCGGAGGUCACAGAGGAGAACAACAGGACAGAGGAGCAAUCUAAUGUUUAUGAGCAGAAUGACUUGAGUGAGCAAAUGGCCAGUCUGGAAGGCUUAAUGAAGCAGCUGAAUGCUAUCACAGGCUCAGCGUUCUAAACACCAUCACUACCUGCUAGAGAUAUGUCCACCAGGAGUCAGGUAGCAUGCCAGUAUUUACGUACUCACCUUGGGGCACCCAAAGUGCCCCCUUCCUCUUCAGCAACUUUCAGGUCAAGCAAGGAAAUGCCUCGAAGGGACAUUGUUCAUCUCGUCAACCAUUCCAUUGUUCAUCUGUA